Molecule: messenger RNA, 2150 nt
Organism: Rosa chinensis
Lineage: Eukaryota; Viridiplantae; Streptophyta; Magnoliopsida; Rosales; Rosaceae
Exons: 10
Coding region: 1320-1886 (188 amino acids)
Source: RefSeq, a predicted model, not a curated record
CACUUUGUUUAAAACUUACAAACCCUAAUUACUAACUCUCACUUUGGACUCCAGCGCGCCCUCCUUCUUCGCGUCGACCUCGUUCUCCAACCUGACCCGCCCCGAGCUCGUUCUCAGACCUGAGCGGCCUCGAGCUCGUUCUCCGACCACCACCAACAGAGAGUGAGAUGGGAGCGGAGAAAGCAGAGGCGUCGUUGGAUUCGUUGAUCGAUGGGUUCAACAGUCAGAUCUCAGAGCUCCAAGAGCUCGUUAUUGCUCGAAAUAGUAAGACCCGACCUGAUUACCCAAUCUUAAAUUUAUGAACUUUUGAUACGGCUCUUAUCAUCUCACAUAUUCUUCCAAUUAGUGCUCAAGCUCAGAUAUAUAGGUUAAUUUCAUUUCUGGUGGCUGGAGAAAACUGAAAAAGAAAUUAGGGAUCAUGUCUCGAUUUGUUUCAAGCUUUUCAGAAUGAGUCUACGGAUUAUAUAUGGUGGCAGGUAAAUGGGUCUAGACCUUGUUUAUAGCAUGAUUUUGAUGUUUUGGCAGGGAUUUGGGUAUUUGUUUCUGGUGGCUGCAGAAUAUUUGGUUCAGCGCGAUGGGCUACGGUAAUACCACUCAGUAGGCCACUCACCUCCAUGGCCUACUACCAAAUUUAUUCAGAUUACCUUAUUACCAUAAGUAUGCUAUUUAGAUCACUGGUAGAGUCAGUCUUUUACCUAUUUGAAGGCAAGCAUACGUGCUUUUAUUUUUCUGUUAGCUUUUGGUUUUGCCUUUUGGUUUUGCUUUUUUUUUUUUUUUUUGUCGUUGGUUUUGUUGCUUUCAAGUCCCAGUAGCUAUUGAUCAAUAAGGCAUACAAGUUUGACAAGGCAAAUGAAUUCCUGAAAGUUAUAUUUAGUACUGCACUCCUGAUAAAAAUUAAUUUACUGAACAAGCCAAAAAACAUGUGACUAUCUUUUUUCUUAAUUUUCUUUAGUUUAUAUGAAGUAUAAUUUUUGCAUCUUCAUUAUUAAGGGCAGUGUUUGGUCAUCGCUUCCCCCGAUCAAUAUUUCAUCAUCAGAGCAGUCCAAGCCCAUUAUACUUGCAGUAGCAUCAAUGGAUUCAGCAUCAUUUUUUCGUGAUAAAAACCUUGGUGCUGACUCCCCAAUAUCUGGACUGAUUUCAUUGCUGGCAGCAGUUGAUGCACUUUCGAAGGGGAAUAUUGUGGAUGACUUUAAUAAACAGGACAUCUUUAUGUAGAAGUACUUCUUUUUGCAGUCAUUGUUUUUCUAUUCUCCCAGAAAAGUUACAAGCCCCCUAAGAAGCCUUUAACAGAGAAGUGUAUUGGUACAUGUAGGAAAUAGAUGAUCUAUGUGAGGAAUGGGUUCCUGAACCUCUCAUUCCUCCUAUCACAGAAGAUAUGCAGUAUGAACCCCCAGUGUUGGAAAGGGCCACAUACAAUAGUCAAUGGCAAAGAAUCGACGCCAUUACUGACUUCACCCCCAAGUGAGGGUAGCUUGACUGACAUUUUAGUGAGGAAACCUUCGUCUUCUUCAGCUCCCAGUAUUGUGGAUCCGAAAGUGUUACUGGAACUCUUCUCGAUGUACCGUGAGUGGCAGGAGGAGAAUGUCAAAAAGCUGAGCCAAAAACAGGAAGAGAUAGAGAACAAGAUAGAAAUUGCGGACACGUUGUCUGUUAAACUUAAGCAACGUUUUAAUUAUUCAGUGACAGCAAUGAAGACAUCCUCGCAACAUUUAUGUGGAGUUCAUGCACUGCAGGUAGAGAUUGGGGAACUUAAAGGAAGGUUGACGGAGGUUAUUAGCAACUGUGAUGCAGUGUGCAAGAGAAUAUCCGCAGAAGGACCAGAGUCUCUUCGGUCAUCUGUCAAGCCAUUAGUUGUCUGCACCGCACACCAAGAACACCAAUCUUGAUUGAGUAUUGUGCUGUGAUGUGCAGGAUUGUCAGGUGUAAUGGGGGUUGCUUGUAUUCAAGAAGUUGGGAAAGCCAGCCUCUUUUUUGAGUUAGGCUAGCUUUUAAUUUACAUUUUUGUAGCAAUUAUGAACAAACAUGAAUACUAAUUGCUAGGCUAGCCUUGUAGUAGGUGAAUUGGGGUUUUAUUUUGCCCAUUUUGUAAACUAUUAAGGAUGAUGAUUUCAGAUAUAAUAGCUCAAUAUUCAAAUCACUCUUGUCAACUA